AUGGAUCACAUAGAAGGGACCUUUUACUUGGAGAAAGAGAUUGCAAUCGAGCCUGAUCUUGGAGAUUUGCGAAAGUCCACCGACAAGGCUCUACCUGCGCCUCCCAAGACGCCGAAGAGGGUGUUGAUGAAGUAUCGCUUCUCUGCCUUCUUCCCAAUCGCAUUUGCUGUUGCGAGCUUCGUGCUUACGCUGGUGCUGGUGCUCGCAGGAAGCGAUGAACACACUUUCGGUGGGCAGUACAUGGUGACUCUGAACAACUCUGCGGUUACCCAAGAAGGCAGGCAGCCAGAUGCGCCAUCAACGAGAUCGGAAGGUGUAAUUGAGGAAGCGCUCGCAGACGUCUACUUUCUUUAUCUAAGGACAGCGUGCUCUGGGUCCAUUUCGAAGUCUCCGGACGACGCUUCCGACGUCGUCAUUGUAGAACGAUGUGAAAGCUACAGCACAGCCAGCAAUCUCCUAGUUUCUACGCUCCUCAAUAACAUGGUCACUAUACUGGCCGGCGUGCGACAAGCGAUAUUUGCUUCCUUACUCAUCUCGCUCGUCGGUGCUGGGUUGUCCGCCGUCUCUGCUAUUCCUGCCAUCUUCUUCCCACACUCGAAACUCCUCGCCUACUUCAACAUGUUCUGGCCGGUCUUUGCAAGCGCAUUCGCCUUUGUCGCCGCCAUCUUGCUGACGGUAGUUAUUUCUGGCGUCUUUCCAGUGGUUGGCAAGAUUGUCGACGUCGCUGGCACGGACGUCGUUCAAGCGACGGUGCCGUCCAAGGAGCCUGUGCCCCGAGGUUUCACAGUCAAGGCAGACAAGCAGCAAGGGCCAAUGGUCGAGAAUGAACACGACCACUUUUUCUGGACAUACACCGAGGAGCCACACAGGACACGGCGCAUGGCCAUCAUCAAGGCACACCCAGAGGUGACGAAGCUCUGUGGCCCUGAGCCUCUUACCAAAUACCUUGUCCUGCUCGUCGUAUCCAUCCAAGUCCUAUGUGCAUACGCUCUGCGCAAUACACCCGUUGUAUCGUGGCCCUUCUUCCUCACCGCAUACGUCAUUGGUGCUACGGCCAACCAGAAUCUCUUUCUCGCCAUCCACGAGAUCUCACACAAUCUGGCCUUCCGAUCGCCGCUGGCCAACAGGGUCUUCGCCGUCUUUGCGAACCUGCCAAUUGGCAUCCCGUACAGCGCCUCGUUCAGGCCCUAUCAUCUGACACACCACAAGUCGCUGGGUGUCAAUGGUCUCGACACAGAUCUGCCCACCGCCUUUGAAGCCAUCUUCCUCGACUCGGUCGCCGGCAAGGCUUUCUUCGCGACCUUCCAGAUCCUCUUCUACGCCCUGCGACCCAUGUUCGUCUACGCCCUGCCAAUGACCAAGAUCCACCUCUUCAACGUCGUCGUACAGCUAGUCUUCGAUUACGCACUCGUUAGAUUCGCAGGAGGAAGGGCCUUGGGAUACUUGAUCAUGAGCAGCUUCCUCGCCGGCUCUCUCCACCCCUGCGCCGGCCACUUCAUCGCCGAACAUUACGUUUUUGAGAAGCCCAACAAGGACGCUGCGAAUCCCGCCAACAAGAUUCCGCUCCCGGAAACAUACUCGUACUACGGACCUCUGAAUUUCUUCACCUACAACGUUGGCCUGCACAACGAGCACCACGACUUCCCUGCCAUCCCCUGGACGCGCCUACACACCUUGAACCGCAUCGCGCACGACUUCUACAAAGACUUGCCACAACACAAGAGCUGGGUGUACGUUUUGUGGCAGUUCAUCUGGGACAAGGACAUCAGCCUUUGGUGCAGGGUCAAGAGAGAGGAGGGUGGACGCAAGGUCGGUGCUGGGAGUGGGUGGAACGAGGAAGAGCUGGGCUCGAACGAAAAGAAGGGCCCUAUUCCUGGUGUGUUAUAA
Messenger RNA from Alternaria burnsii, 1887 nucleotides. RefSeq names its product sphingolipid delta4-desaturase. The transcript is spliced from 5 exons. The record is from RefSeq and is a predicted model, not a curated record. NCBI's taxonomy places the organism in Eukaryota, Fungi, Ascomycota, Dothideomycetes, Pleosporales, Pleosporaceae. Gene Ontology annotation, cellular component: plasma membrane. Gene Ontology annotation, biological process: ceramide biosynthetic process. Gene Ontology annotation, molecular function: sphingolipid delta-4 desaturase activity. Bases 1 to 1887 code for a protein of 628 amino acids.